Molecule: messenger RNA, 1840 nt
Organism: Annulohypoxylon truncatum
Lineage: Eukaryota; Fungi; Ascomycota; Sordariomycetes; Xylariales; Hypoxylaceae
Exons: 3
Coding region: 307-1656 (449 amino acids)
Cellular component (GO): endomembrane system
Source: RefSeq, a predicted model, not a curated record
ACGGGCAUGGGUUGGGAAACAACGAAGCUCCAGAAAAAGACAAAGCCAAAGAAAAAAAAAUCUCCGUCUCAGAAACUUAUCAACAACCAAGAAAUCUAUCUUGUAUCCUUGCUUCACACAUCAUUAUUGAUGCAUUGAAGGCUCUACCACGGCUCGUUGUGCCCUCUCGGCAUCUAACCUAUGGUGGAUUGUCUAGCAUAUCUAAUAUCUAUUAUCUAUUACCUCUAACAAGUAUUUUGACGAAGCUUCUUUUCUUCCUUUCCUAGUCCGGAGCCCAGACUCCGACCUACGUAAUCGUAUGCGACGAUGAGGUUCUCAAUCCUCUCCGUCGGCCUCCUGGCCGUCCUCACACCGCUGACUUCGGCGUGGACGAAAGAAGACCGCGAGAUCUUCCGCCUCCGCGACGAACUUGCCCAAUAUGAGGGUCCCGACGUAACCUUCUACGACUUUCUCGGCGUGACCUCCCGCGCGACCCAAGACGAGAUCAACAAGGCGUACCGGAAGAAAUCACGAUCCCUACACCCCGACAAAGUCAAGCAGCAGCUGACCGCCGAGCGCGCCCGACAAGCCGCCAAGUCCGGCAAAGGGGGGUCCAAGGGCAAGAAGCCCGGCGUAAAAGUAACCAAACCGCCCACGCCGUCCGAGAUCAAAGCCGCCGUCAAGCUGGCCGGAGACCGGCAAGCACGCCUCUCCAUCAUCGCCAACAUCCUGCGGGGCAGCGGCCGCGCCCGCUACGACCACUUCAUGGCGAACGGGUUCCCGACGUGGAAGGGCACCGAGUACUACUACAGCCGGUACCGGCCGGGCCUCGGCACCGUGCUCUUCGGCGUGCUGCUCGUCGGCGGCGGCGGCUUCCACUACCUCGCCCUGUACAUGAGCUGGAAGCGGCAGCGCGAGUUCGUCGAGCGGUACAUCAAGUUCGCGCGGCAGGCCGCCUGGGGCGAGAACUUGGGAAUUCCCGGCGUCGAGACCGCGCCUGUGACGGCGCCGCCCCCGCCGCCACCCGCCGGCGACGAUGAUCAGGGCCCCCCGAUGGCGAUGAAUCGCAAGCAGCGCCGCAUGCAGGAGCGGGAGACCCGUAAGGAGUCCGCUAAGGAGGGCAGACGCCAGCCCCGUGGUAGAGCCCGCCCCGGACAGCAAGCUAGCGGGAGUGCAACGCCGGUGCCGCAGAACCAAGGAUCCGGUCCCAGUGGUGCGAAGAAGCGUGUCGUGGCCGAGAAUGGCAAGGUCUUGGUUGUGGACUCGCUUGGUGAUGUAUAUCUUGAGCAAGCGGACGCCGAUGGAAAUGUGGAGGAAUUCCUUCUUGACCUCAACGAAUUUCCUAAGCCUACAAUCCGUGACACCGCACUCUUUAAGCUCCCGAAAUGGGCCUAUGCCGCAACCAUCGGAAAGGUGCUCUCCCCCAAAUCCGCCGACAACCUAGACGAGCAAGUAGACUCGGACCUGGACCUCGAAGUCCACGAGACCGAAGCCCCCGUCGACGACGACUCCUCUUCUUCCUCGCCGGCCCAGCGAACGCCGUCCACCGACUCGGCCGAGGACUUCGAGCUGCUGGAGAAGAGCGUCGAGGAGCUCCCCAGCAACAAGCAGAAGACGGCGACGACGGGGAGCCAGGCGCAGCAGCAGAAGGCCAAGAAGAGGAACAAGAAGAGGUAGGACCUGAGGGAUCUCGGGCCAAAUGGAAAGAAGUUAAAAAAUAGACGAGAUAGGGGGAGUCUUGGGAGUGUCUUUUUUGAGUCCUUGAAGGAAGGGGUUAGGGGCGUAAUGUGACGUUCCCUCCCGCCGACGGGCUCCGUGGUUUCCGUAGUUUGCAGCAUAGAAAUAAAAUGAGUUCGUCAAA